AUGGAUGCAAAAACACUUGUAAUUGAAGUACUUGAAGCUCGUUCAUUAUCACCAUCUGAUAUCAAUGGUUGGGCAGAUCCAUUAGCCGUAGUUUACCUCGGUAAAAAGAAAAUCGGAAAGACCAAAUUCAUUCCAAGAACGUUAAACCCAGAAUGGAACCAAAGAUUCGAAAAAGAGGAUGCAGAUAUAUCAGAUGAUAUCAGAAUCGAAGUCUGUGACCAUGAUAUCGUUGCUUCAGAUACAAUGGGUUGUGUUCAAAUCCCACUUUUAACAUUUUCCGAUGGAAGGUGGACAAACCAAUGGUACAGACUCAUGGAUGAUAACAACCAUCCAGUACAUGGCUACAUCCGUCUGAAAAUACAAUUAGUUGAUAACGCGGAACUCGCGUUUCGUGAGUCCGAGCAUAACAAAAAACCAGAAGAGGACGACGAAAAAAAACGCCAAGAUGAAAAGAAUGCCGCUCUUGAAAGAAGAAGAGCUUUAAUGAAACAACAUCUCGAAAUGGAACAAAACCAAGCUAUUCACAUGGAAAAUUUCAAGGCACAACAAAACGAAAACAGCAAAAUGAGAAAACAAGACCCAGCAGACGUAGGACAAGUUAAACAACAACCAAUUGUACCAGGAAUGGUUCCUCCACCAAAUCCACCACCAUCACAACCAGCUAAUAUUUAA
Messenger RNA from Trichomonas vaginalis G3, 672 nucleotides. Its product is annotated as C2 domain-containing protein. The record is from RefSeq and is a predicted model, not a curated record. Gene Ontology annotation, molecular function: calcium ion binding. The coding region runs from base 1 to 672 and encodes 223 amino acids. The transcript has a single exon. Lineage: Eukaryota; Parabasalia; Trichomonadida; Trichomonadidae.